Culex pipiens pallens (northern house mosquito) is the source of this 540-nucleotide messenger RNA. RefSeq lists its product as uncharacterized. The transcript is spliced from 2 exons. The record is from RefSeq and is a predicted model, not a curated record. Bases 1 to 540 code for a protein of 179 amino acids. Lineage: Eukaryota; Metazoa; Arthropoda; Insecta; Diptera; Culicidae.
AUGGCCGCUAAACGUCUGAUCCUGUUCUUGCUGGCAGCAUCAGUGGCUACCGUCGCUUCGAUCCAAGUGAUGUUCGAGCAGUUCAAGCAAUGCACCAGCAACGGAGUUCUGGACUGUAACUUGAGAGUACGAAAGGUCAACCGGACCUUGGCAACGCUGUACGGAAAUGCUACGUUGAAUGUCGAUCUUGGGGACAACUUCGUAACCUCCGUCAAUCUGUACCGCAGCAUGCUGGGCAACAACCAGUACAAUCUGUACCCGAUGAAGGUUUCCCCGACGGGCAUUUGCAAGUUUAUGCAAGAAUUUUGGGGCGAUUACUACCGGUACGUUGUGGUGUACGUGCCGCAGAUGGAGAAGCCGGGCGUGUGUCCUAUAACGGCGCGUCAGCUGCAGUUCAACGACAUGGUCCUGGACGAACGGAUGCUUCCCCGCUUUGUGCCGACCGGACUCUGGAAGAUGGUUUUGCGCGCCGAAAACGGCCAGACUGGGAUGUACUUUCAAAUAGAGAUCAUCUUUCGAGUGUAUCCGGAUGGGUACUAA